ACACACCACUCUUCUAUGUAUAAGCCUGCAGAACUUACCAUUCCAUUCAUGCAUAUACAACAUUACAACAUUUCAUUUCAUAACAUGGAGCUUCUUAUUCCCUUCUCUCUCCUAUUCACCUUUGCUUGCAUUCUCCUUGCAUUGUUCAACACUCUGAACCGUUCAAAUUCCAAAAUCUUACCACCUGGACCAUGGAAACUGCCUCUUCUUGGCAACAUUCACCAAUUUUUCGGGCCACUUCCCCACCAAACUUUGACAAACUUGGCUAACCAACAUGGACCGUUGAUGCACCUACAACUUGGUGAAAAGCCACACAUUAUAGUCUCUUCAGCAGAUAUUGCCAAAGAGAUUAUGAAAACUCAUGAUGCCAUCUUUGCCAAUAGGCCUCAUCUUCUUGCUUCCAAAUCCUUUGCCUAUGACAGCAGCGACAUAGCCUUCUCUUCUUAUGGAAAAGCUUGGAGGCAACUAAAAAAAAUAUGCAUUUCAGAGUUGCUAAAUGCUAAACAUGUUCAAUCACUAAGGCACAUAAGAGAAGAAGAGGUAUCUAAGCUAGUUAGCCAUGUAUAUGCAAAUGAAGGGUCAAUUAUCAAUCUUACUAAGGAAAUUGAGUCAGUGACAAUAGCUAUAAUUGCAAGGGCAGCUAAUGGUAAAAUAUGCAAAGACCAAGAAGCUUUCAUGUCAACGAUGGAGCAAAUGCUAGUGCUGUUGGGAGGUUUCUCAAUUGCUGAUUUCUACCCUUCAAUCAAAGUGUUUCCAUUGCUCACAGGAAUGAAAAGUAAACUUGAAAGGGCGCAGAGAGAGAAUGACAAGAUCCUAGAAAAUAUGGUCAAGGAUCACAAGGAAAAUGAGAACAAGAAUGGGGUGACGCACGAGGAUUUUAUUGAUAUUCUUCUCAAAACUCAAAAGAGAGAUGACUUGGAAAUUCCCUUGACUCACAACAACGUCAAAGCACUCAUCUGGGACAUGUUUGUUGGUGGGACAGCAGCACCAGCAGCAGUUACAGUAUGGGCAAUGUCAGAACUCAUAAAAAAUCCGAAGGCUAUGGAAAAGGCACAGACUGAGGUAAGAAAGGUCUUCAAUGUGAAAGGUUAUGUGGAUGAAACAGAGCUUGGACAGUGCCAAUAUUUAAAUUCAAUCAUAAAAGAAACAAUGAGGCUACACCCCCCCGAAGCAUUAUUACUCCCAAGAGAAAACAGUGAGGCAUGUGUAGUCAAUGGAUAUAAAAUCCCUGCAAAGAGCAAAGUCAUUAUCAAUGCUUGGGCCAUUGGGAGAGAAUCAAAGUAUUGGAAUGAAGCAGAGAGAUUUGUGCCAGAGAGGUUUGUAGAUAACUCUUAUGACUUCAGUGGCACAAACUUUGAAUACAUCCCUUUUGGGGCCGGAAGGAGAAUUUGUCCUGGUGCUGCAUUUUCCAUGCCUUACAUGUUGCUGUCACUGGCCAAUUUGCUUUACCAUUUUGAUUGGAAGCUGCCAAAUGGAGCAACAAUCCAAGAAUUGGAUAUGUCUGAGUCUUUUGGCCUCACUGUUAAAAGAGUACAUGAUCUUUGCUUAAUCCCCAUUCCUUAUCACCCAACAUCCAAACUGGGCCAUCUAUAAAAACUAUAAGCUGAACUGAGUGUGUGUGUGUGUGUUUUUAUCAUUAACUAGGUGUGUUUAUUUAUCUUUAUCAAGUGUACUAGAAUGUACGCAUUUAUUUCCCGCACUCCUAGUGUUGCAUCAGACACCUCAAAAGUUUAUUUCAAAAUGUAAAUUUAUAUUCUAAAAUAAACUUUUGGAAAUGCAAUAGGAGAUGCAGAUAUAAUAACCUAGAACGUAUGGUGAUAAGAACACCAUACAUUGAUGGAUGGUGAGAGUCACCGAGUCUCAUGUUAACUAUCAUAAAAUCCUUUCUUGUAAUUGAGAUAUUUAUAGGUAUUUCCUCUA
Messenger RNA from Glycine soja, 1920 nucleotides. RefSeq names its product cytochrome P450 71D10-like. The record is from RefSeq and is a predicted model, not a curated record. The transcript has 2 exons. Bases 16 to 1593 code for a protein of 525 amino acids. NCBI's taxonomy places the organism in Eukaryota, Viridiplantae, Streptophyta, Magnoliopsida, Fabales, Fabaceae. Gene Ontology annotation, molecular function: oxidoreductase activity, acting on paired donors, with incorporation or reduction of molecular oxygen; monooxygenase activity; iron ion binding.